AUGAUGAAUACUACUUCAGAAAAUUUGACGAAAGAAAAAGCAGAUUACAUUUAUCAACGUUUGCGUAAACAAAUUACCUCAAUCGAUUCAGAAGCUUGUCCUCAAUCAUUCGUAUUUUUUGUCUUUGGCGCAUCUGGCGAUCUAGCUAAAAAGAAAAUCUAUCCAACACUAUGGUGGCUUUAUCGUGAUGGUUUUUUGCCAGAACAUAUUUGUUUUGUUGGUUAUGCUCGUAGUCAAUUGACAAUCGAGAAAAUAUUCCAAAAUGCUGAUAAAUAUAUGAAAGUUCACGAUCACGAACGUGAUCUUUAUAAAAAAUUUCUUGAACUCAAUCACUAUGUUUGUGGUUCUUAUGACAAAUCUGAAGAUUUUGAUAAAUUAAAUCAUGAAGCAAACAAAAUUUCACAGCACACAAGUGCUCAUCGAUUUUUCUAUUUGGCGCUGCCACCAAGUGUCUAUGGAAGUGUGUCAGAAUUGAUCAGUACACAUUGUCGACCCGGCGCGCCUGGUUGGGUACGUUUAAUUGUUGAAAAACCAUUUGGUAAAGAUCUUCAAAGUUCCAAUAUAUUAUCGGGUCACUUGAGUAAAUUUUAUGCAGAAGAAGAAAUUUAUCGUAUCGAUCAUUAUUUGGGAAAAGAAAUGGUUCAGAAUAUAAUGGUACUUCGAUUUUCCAAUAGAAUAUUUUCACGAGUUUGGAAUCGUGAUUCUGUUGCUGCAGUGAAAAUUAUUUUCAAAGAAGAUAUUGGAACACAGGGACGUGGUGGUUAUUUUGAUGAAUUUGGUAUUAUUCGUGAUGUGAUUCAAAAUCAUUUAAUGCAAAUUUUAUCGAUUGUUGCAAUGGAAAAACCUCGUUCAACAACCGGUGAAGAUAUUCGUGAUGAAAAAGUGAAAGUAUUGCGUUGUAUAGCGCCAAUUAAAUCAGAAAAUGUUGUGAUCGGACAAUAUCUAGGUGAUAAAGAAUCAAAAGAUAGUGAGCGUCAACUUGGUUACUUAGAUGAUGCAGGUGUACCAAAAGAUUCCACAACACCAACUUAUGCACAAACAAUUCUUUACAUAAACAAUGAACGUUGGGAUGGUGUGCCUUUUAUACUUCGUGCAGGCAAAGCAUUAAAUGAGAAAAAAGCUGAAAUUCGUAUUCAAUUUCGUGAUGUACCAGGUGGAAUGUUUGAUGAAAAUGGCUCGAAAGCACCACUAGCUCGUGAUGAACUUGUGGUUCGUAUACAACCCGAUGAAGCUAUUUAUCUUAAAGUCAAUACAAAACGACCUGGUGAAAUGAGUUAUAGUAUUGAAGAAACUGAAUUAGAUUUAACUUACAAUGAACGAUAUCGUGGUGUAAAAUUACCUGAUGCAUAUGAACGCUUAAUACUUGAUGUAUUUAUGGGUUCAAGAAUCAAUUUUGUUCGUUCAGAUGAAUUACAAGAAGCAUGGCGUAUUGUUGAUCCAAUAUUGACUGAAAUUGAUCAGAAAAAACUUCCAGUCGUUCCAUAUAAAUUUGGUGCUGCGGGAUUACCUCAAGCUUUUGAUGCAGCAGUAAAACAUGGAUAUGUGUUUACUGGUACAUAUGUACGAAAAGAUGAACGUUCAGCAUCAGUGAUCAAUUCACAGAAAGAAAAAGAAAAGGAAAAGGCAAAAGAAAAAGUGCAAUCAUAA
Molecule: messenger RNA, 1647 nt
Organism: Rotaria socialis
Lineage: Eukaryota; Metazoa; Rotifera; Eurotatoria; Philodinida; Philodinidae
Source: the annotation of a GenBank genome assembly